Messenger RNA from Engraulis encrasicolus (European anchovy), 2829 nucleotides. RefSeq names its product macrophage mannose receptor 1-like. Lineage: Eukaryota; Metazoa; Chordata; Actinopteri; Clupeiformes; Engraulidae. The transcript has 10 exons. The coding region runs from base 1 to 2829 and encodes 942 amino acids. The record is from RefSeq and is a predicted model, not a curated record.
AUGACCUGGACAGUAGCUCAGCAGUACUGCAGAGAGGAGUUCACUGACCUGGCCACCAUAGACGACGACGCAGAGUUGGGGACGAUCAACGGUGAGCUUCAGAAAGCAGGUGUUGGUGACGUCUGGAUUGGGCUGAGGCAUGGGAGUGAGUACAGAAACUGGGAUACACAGGCAGAAGAGCCACACGAGCCAGAUAAGACAAGAAAGCAGUGUGUGUCAUUUAGGAAGGAAAAUGGAAAGUGGCACGACGACUACUGCACUAAAGAAUAUGGCUCCAUCUGCUACAAUGACGGGAAGAACUGGACUGAAGCUCAGAGAUACUGCAGAGAGAAACACACAGACCUGGCCACCAUCAGGAACCAAACAGAGAACGACAAGAUCAAAGACCUGAUAGAAAACACGGCCACUGGUAAUGUGGGGUUCUUCUGGUUUGGGUUCAGAGAUGGCUGGGAGUGGUCAGAUGGCAGCAGCUCCUUCUUCCGACACUGGGCCCCUAAUGAACCCAACGUAGAUUCCAAUCAGCAGCCCCCGGUCUGUGUGGAAAUCUGGUCUUCUGGUCGUUGGAAUGAUCAUAACUGUGAGGAACGUAGACACUUUGUCUGCUAUGAAGUGGUGGUGGUUUCUCAGAGUCCCUUUUACUCUGGAGAUGCAGUCGCCCUCAGAUGUGACAUACCCAAGUAUACAGGCCAGCACCAAUAUGGCUGGCGAAGGGAUGGCAGCCCACUUCGUGGUAAGACCAACCAGACCAUCACCAUCACCCUCCCAGAAGAUGUGGGUCAGUACCAGUGCCACAGGCAGGGAGAAGAUUCUUCAGUGGCACCCUACAUCAGCACACCUGUUGCUGUCGAAAACCAGGACAAGCUGGUCCUGGUUAAUCAGAAUAAGACCUGGAAGGAGGCUCUGGAGUACUGCAGACAGCACCAUGAGGACCUGGUGUCUGUGACCUCUGAGAAGAUCCAGCGCUGGGUGGAGGGGUGGGCCAAAGGAGCCUCGACUCCCCACGUGUGGGUGGGCCUGCGCUACUCCUGCAACUUGGGCUUCUGGUUCUGGUUCCAUGUGGUGAAACAGCUGAAGAACUGGACAGAAGCUCAGCAGUACUGCAGAGAGGAGUUCACUGACCUGGCCACCAUAGACAAUAUGGCAGACAUAGAUGAGAUCAAGAGAAAGAUGAAUGAUACAGGUGUUGGAGAUUUGGCCUGGAUUGGGCUGACACAGGGCAGGUGGCAGUGGUCUCUGGCUGACGAGGGAUUCUAUGGAGAGAAUGAGGCUGAGUUCCGGAACUGGGCUGGAGGCCAGCCAACAUCAGGAAAUGAAGAUGAGAGGGAUGGCGAGGAUUGUGUCUACAUUGAUAAGAAUGGUCAAUGGCACAAUGACCCAUGCAAAAGAACAUAUCCCUUCCUCUGCUAUGAUGCCGAUGAGACAGACUCCACACACUACUUUGUGCUUGUUAAAGAAGCCAAGAACUGGACAGAAGCUCAGGGACACUGCAGAGAGCAGCACACAGACCUGGCCAGCGUGAAGAACCAGAGAGAGAACGAUCUGAUCACCAAAAUCGAAGGAUUUCCAAAUCCUGGAGAGGUCUGGAUCGGCCUCUUCAGAGAUGCCUGGGAGUGGUCAGAUGGCAGCAACUCCUCCUUUCGCCACUGGGAACAUGGAGAGCCCAACUAUGGCGACGACAAUCCAAAAGAGUUCUGUGUUAAAAUUAAAUCUCGCUCCGGUCAGUGGAAUGAUCAUAGCUGUGACACAUCACAUGCCUUUAUCUGCUAUGAGGACAAGCUGGUUCUGGUUAAUGAGAGUAUGACCUGGAUGAAUGCUCUGCAGUACUGCAGAGAGCACCAUGUGGACCUGGUGUCUGUGUCCUCUGAGAAGAUCCAGCGCUGGGUGGAGGGGUGGGCCAAAGGAGCCUCAACUACUUACGUGUGGCUUGGCCUGCGCCAUUCCUGCACUUUUGGCUUCUGGUUCUGGGUGAGUGGAGACACAAUCUGCUACGACAACUUUGCCUCAGAUGGGGACAGAAUGCCAGGAUGUGACAAAACUGUGGCAGCAGUCGACAAAGAUGGUGGCCAGUGGUUCAGCCUAGAAGAGACUCAGGCACUCAAUUUCAUCUGCACCAAAGAUGAGUGGCCAAGCUCUACACAGCCCUAUGUGCUGGUUGAAGAGGAGAAGACCUGGGAAGAUGCUCAGAGAUUCUGCAGAGAGAAACACACAGACCUGGCCACCAUCAAGAACGAGGCUGAGAACGACAAGAUCAAAGACCUAAUUAAGGGGAAAGGAAAUGUCUUUCCCUGGAUCGGCCUGUUCAGACAUGCCUGGGAGUGGUCAGAUGGCAGCAGCUCCUCCUAUCGCCACUGGGAUUCUCAUCAACCCAGCUUCGACUCCAGUUCUCACGGUCUCUGUGUGGAAAUUCGGUCCUCUGGUCUGUGGAAUGAUAAAUCCUGUGAUAGUCAAAGAUACUUUGUCUGCUAUGAAGACAAGCUGGUGCUGGUGGAGGAGCAAAAGACCUGGAAGGAGGCUCUGGAGUACUGCAGACAGCACCAUGAGGACCUGGUGUCUGUGCCCUCUGAGAAGAUCCAGCGCUGGGUGGCGGGGUGGGCCAAAGAAGCUUCAACUCCCUACGUGUGGGUGGGCCUGCGCUACUCCUGCAACUUGGGCUUCUGGUUCUGGGUCAGUGGAGAGAUAAUCUGCGACUAUGACAACUGGGUCUCAAAUCAAGAGAGAGAUCGGGGCUGUACACACAAGGUGGGGGCAGUGAAUAGAGAGGGGGGCAAAUGGGGCAGCUUUGAAGAAACUCGGAAACUCAACUUCAUCUGCACCAAGGAAGAGCAGUGA